Panicum hallii is the source of this 1436-nucleotide messenger RNA. RefSeq names its product protein XAP5 CIRCADIAN TIMEKEEPER. Gene Ontology annotation, biological process: chromatin organization. The transcript is spliced from 12 exons. NCBI's taxonomy places the organism in Eukaryota, Viridiplantae, Streptophyta, Magnoliopsida, Poales, Poaceae. Gene Ontology annotation, cellular component: nucleus. The coding region runs from base 173 to 1174 and encodes 333 amino acids. The record is from RefSeq and is a predicted model, not a curated record.
GCUCGCCGGGGCCGCAGCCGCGAGUCGCUCCCGACGCCAAAUCCCUGUUCCUUCCUCUCUCCCCGCUCCGGCGGCCGCCUCCGCCCUCUGCCCGGCCGAGGCCCGCAACCAUCCGCUGAUCUAGGAGGAGAAGGUCGAAGGGCGUAACGCUCCCUCACGGGAGGUGAGGAGGAUGUCGGGGUUCGGCGAUGGGUACGUGGGGACGGCGCAGGACGCGGUGAAGAUCCGGAGGCUGGAGAAGCAGCGCGAGGCGGAGCGCCGCAAGAUCGAGGAGCUCAAGAACAAGUCCGCCGACGGGCAGCCCGGCCUCCUCCAGUUCGGCUCCAGCACCUCCGAGAUUCUUGAGACUGCAUUUAAGAAGGAAACUGUUGGUCUCGUCACGAGAGAGCAGUAUGUCGAAAAGAGGGUUAACAUUCGAACCAAGAUCGAGGAGGAAGAGAAAGAGAAACUUCAGAAGUUGCAACAAGAAGAAGAAGAACUACAAAUGCAGAAAAGGAAAAAGAGGAGAGUGAAGGGUGAUCCACGAUUAUCAUUCUGUGACGACAUUGAGAACGGAAGUGAUGAAGAUGAUUUUGAGAAUCACGAAACUCAAAAGAAAAAUGGCCCUAUCAAAUUUGGAAAGGAUCCAACUGUCGAGACAAGUUUUUUACCAGACAGAGAGAGGGAGGCAGAGGAACAAGCAGAACGCGAACGACUGAAGAAGCAGUGGUUGUGUGAGCAGGAAUUGAUCAAAAAUGAACCUCUCUCAAUUACCUACAGUUACUGGGAUGGGACUGGGCACAGAAGAGUUAUCCAGGUUCGUAAAGGUGACACUAUUGGAGAAUUCCUAAGGGCUGUUCAACAGCAGCUUGCCCCUGAGUUCCGUGAAGUACGGACAACGUCAGUUGAGAACCUGCUUUAUGUGAAGGAAGAUCUUAUCAUUCCUCAUCAACACAGCUUCUAUGAAUUAAUUAUUAACAAAGCAAGGGGCAAGAGUGGACCGCUUUUCCAUUUCGAUGUUCAUGAGGAUGUUCGUACCAUUGCCGAUGCAACCAAAGAAAAGGAUGAGUCUCAUGCGGGGAAGGUUGUAGAGAGGCAUUGGUAUGAGAAAAACAAGCAUAUAUUUCCAGCCUCAAGAUGGGAGAUCUAUGACCCAACUAAAAAGUGGGAGCGCUACACAAUCCAUGGGGACUAGAGUGUAGAAUGUCACAUACAGAGCUAAGUUAUUUGUACUUGGGAUGCCUGGAAUUACUAGCACAUUGUAUGAGAAUGACACAUCGAUGUGUCAUGAGUGGAAUAGGAAAGGUUAUUAGUGUUGUAUGAUUGUGGGAUUUACUUCUUUUGAUGCCUUGAAUUACUACCACAUUUGUACUUUUGUUUGCAAAUAUUUUCAUUGUUUGAUUGUACUCAAUGUUAUAACAUUCAGUGAAUGCAGAAAUUUCGCAUUCUUGUUACUA